This is a messenger RNA of Symbiodinium sp. CCMP2456, 1797 nucleotides long. The record is from the annotation of a GenBank genome assembly. NCBI's taxonomy places the organism in Eukaryota, Dinophyceae, Suessiales, Symbiodiniaceae.
AUGGGCCUCGUCCGGUCUGGGAAGGAGAUCUCGCUGCGGCCGAACCUGCUCGUGCUGGCAGCCGUGCUGCCAUCGUUGCCUUGCGCCUGGGCGCAGGGCCUUUCGCUGCGAAGGGUUGCAGCUGCGGCGGGCCUCGGCUGGGACAGGGUGGUGGCCAACCUUGUAGCGGCUUCGUGUGUGAAUGCCGGGCGGUGGGCCGUGUCUCUUCACCAGUUGCCCUUACGUUGCAGGGACGAGGUGUCCGUCGGAAUCGCGGUGGACUGCUGUGGUCAAGGCCGGCUCUGGGGCGGUGCGCUGCGGCUUUUGGUCUCGCUGCGCGCUGGGCGGCUAGAGACCUCCCAGACCGCCUUCGGGGCAACCGCGGCGCAGCAGUGGUCGCAGGCGCUCGCUUUGUUGCGGUGGUUGUGGCAAGUCGGAGAUCUCGAAGGUGCUGGCAGUGCCCUGCCGGCGGCCAUUCAGUCGUGCACUUCCACGGCGCCUGGACGGUGGUCCCUGGCAUUGUCUCUCACCCAUCACCCGACGGACUUGGCGCUCAACGCUGCGGUGGCUGCGGGUCAGCGCGGACAUGCCUGGCGAAUCUGCCUGGAACUGGUUCGAGGUUCCACCACAAGGCCCGACACCGUGGCCUUAAAUGCUGCCGCGAGCGCCCUGGCCUCGGGCUCACGCUGGCGCGAGGGCCUCUUGAUGGCUACCGAAGUGGCUGAGACCACGGUGGUGACCUUGGGCGCUUCGGUGCGGGCCGGUGACUUAGGCUCUGCUUGGCGCCUGGCUGUCGGCAUCGUUCGUUCGGCAAGCGUCUCUGUGCUGCAGAUUGGACAGGUCAUCUACGGAUCGGUUGCCAGCGCGUGCGAGCAAAAUUGCAAGUGGGCGCAGGAUGCUGAAUUCGAACGUGCAGCAGCGGAGAGCGCGGACUUAAAAGCAACGCUCGAAGUCACAGCGAAUGCAGCAUGCAUUCCCGCUGCUCGCACGGUCCCGUUCACAAGCCUUGCGAAGCAAAACGGCGGCCUGGAUGGCUCACCAAAUCAGAAAGUCGUGGAUGCUAAGAUAUGGUUGAGCGAGUUGGAGGCGCUCGGAAAGCCAUUGGAGGUAGUUUUCCACAUGCUCCCUUAUGUACAGACGGGCGCAGAGCAGCUUCUGCGCACGGCGGAAAGGGGCAACGUGGAAGAGGCCGAGGCAUCUCUUUUGCUCCCACAGGAGCCCAAUGCCACAGAUGCAGAUGGUGAAACUGCAGCAUUAAAGGCCAGCCGCGCAGGUCACAUGGAGAUGAUGCAGCUUCUGUCCUAUGCAGAUGCUGACAUGAAUAUCACCAGCUGCGAGGGCUCAGCACCGAUCACAGAAGCCGCGAGGAACGGACACAUCGAGGUCGUACAGUUCCUUCUCGAGAGCGGCGUGAACAAGGACAUCGGCAAUCAUUGGGGGGAGACGCCGCUGUACCUCGCUGCUAAGCACAAUCAUCAUGAGGUGGUCCAAAUCCUUCUUGAUGCGAAGGCAUGCAAGGACAGAGCAGCGUACGAUGGCAUGACACCGCUCUUGGUCGGAGCAUCCAGUGGUCACGAACAGACCGUGGCUGCCCUGCUACGAGCACGUGCCACCAAGAAUCGCUGCAAUGCAGACGGGGAGUCUCCACUUUUUUUGGCUUCCAAGUGGGGUCACAAGGAAGUUGUCCAUCGUCUGCUGCAGGCAAAUGCAGACAAGCACAAGGCGACGAAUUGUGGCGAGCUGCCGCUCUUCGCUGCAGCCAAGGAAGGCCACUUAGAGGCCGUCGCCCUUCUGACGGAGGGCCGAGGCGAUCGAGAG